CAAACAACAAACGCUAUACUCAUAAUCUCUGUUACUCCCAUUUUGAGACAAAGUAAAGUACAUCUCCCAAGGCAUAACAAUGGUUAAAACUCCAUGUACUAGUUCCAUGGAAGGAAGGAAGAAAGGAGCUUGGACGGCGGAGGAAGACCAAAUUCUCAAAGACCAUGUUCGAAACCACGGCGAAGGGAAAUGGAACACCAUUUCUAGGAAAACAGAUCUCAAGAGAAGUGGGAAAAGUUGUAGGCUUCGUUGGCUAAAUUAUCUUAGGCCCGAUAUUAAAAGAGGGAACUUUUCUGAAGAUGAAGAGGAUCUCAUUAUCAGGCUCCACAAGCUCUUGGGCAACAGGUGGUGCUUGAUAGCUGGAAGACUCCCCGGGCGGACAGACAAUGAAAUCAAGAAUUACUGGAAUACAACGUUAAGAAAGAAAUUAGCAGAAGAAGAAAACUACUCCAAGCAGUCCAAGGAAAACAUUAUCCUAAUUAACUCCACUGAAACUAUUCCAUCCUGUUCUAAAGAAACAAAACCUGCAACAACAACGAAUAAUGAUUUACAGAUUGAUGCUUCAUGGGAUUCCGUGGAGAAUGUCAAUUACAAGCAGCAAAUUGGAUCGACGUCGGUGUUUCUUCAGGGUAUCGACUUCACCGAUUAUGAGGAAGAUAAAUUCUUAACUGUCGCAUCUUCUUCAGACCAAACUCCUUUGUUUUCUGAUAAAUUGCUGGGAAGUUGGUUAGCUGAUCAAGAUAAUCUUAGCUUUGAAUUAGUCCAAGAUUCUUAAUGUCGAAUUUCAGUUUUCAUACUCAGAAAAGGUAUCUUCUUCUUCUUCUUUCUUUUUUUUUUUUUUUUUUGUCUGUUCUUCUACUUUUUCGAUUUUCUUUUGUGAUCAUGUCCUCCUUUGCUAUUGUGUAUGAUUCAGAAUUGAAUUGAAGUUCAAUUCAUAGCACAGCAUACUAACAGAGGAAGACUUCUGACCAAACUAUUGGCAAAAUAAGCGUCACCUCGUAUA
This is a messenger RNA of Rubroshorea leprosula, 1003 nucleotides long. The record is from the annotation of a GenBank genome assembly. Lineage: Eukaryota; Viridiplantae; Streptophyta; Magnoliopsida; Malvales; Dipterocarpaceae.